This is a messenger RNA of Nylanderia fulva, 4419 nucleotides long. RefSeq names its product mediator complex subunit 23 (gene MED23). NCBI's taxonomy places the organism in Eukaryota, Metazoa, Arthropoda, Insecta, Hymenoptera, Formicidae. Gene Ontology annotation, biological process: positive regulation of gene expression; regulation of transcription by RNA polymerase II. Gene Ontology annotation, cellular component: transcription regulator complex; mediator complex. The record is from RefSeq and is a predicted model, not a curated record.
UAACGAUUACGACUAACCUUUUCGAUGCAAUGGUGUAUGUUUUGUAGGAAACUAUGGUGAAAAUAUGAAAAGUUUAGUUUAAAAAACGAUUAAAAUAGUUUGCAUAGUUGGAGUAGUUGGGUCUAGCUUAUGGUGUGAUUGACAUGUUUAGUUAAGAUGAGCACUGAAACUCAGAUCGCAAGCAUAGUGAAUGAUAUUUUGAAAGUGGAGGCAAUAGAGGAAGCAUUUAGUUGCGUCCUCGUUCAUCAUCCUAACAAUGAAAGCGAGAAAAUAACAACAUGGCAGAACGAAUUAAAAGGAGUCAUGACUGGAUUAACAAAGGAACAACAGGAAGCUGCUGUUCGUCAGUUUCUUUCAAUGGCAGCAGCUAUGACUAACCAUAGACGAUUACAAUUAUUGUUAUCUUUGUUACAAAAUCUAGUGCAAUCAAAUUUGCCUGCAAGAUUAGUGUGCGAGUGUAUUUUGAGUUGUGAUAAACUGCAAUAUCAGUUGGAAAAUUUCUGGGUUGAAUGCUUCGUUCUCAUUCGACAUAUCAUUGGUGGUGUUGACUAUAAAGGAGUCAGAGAAAUCAUGAAAGGAUGCAAAGAAAAAGCACAAACUAUACCAGCUCGAUUAGAUGCAUCAGUACAACCGCAGUUAAAAGCUUUAGAGAAUGUUAUUGAAUAUAUUUUCGAUAGAAAUGCAUGCUUACUGCCGAGUUAUUUUAUUGUCAACGAGAUACAGAAAGCUUAUCCUGAUAGCAAAAACUGGCCUCAUUGGAAGCUGGCAAAAUUGCUCUCCAAUUUUGUUGAAAGCUUUCGAAAUACUGCACAGAUGGUAUCUAUAGUAGGACACUCAAAGAUGUUACCAGUAGUUGAACAUACAGGAUACGCAGAUCAUUUGAUUAAUCCAUGGUUGUUGGAUCCUACUACGUUGAAAUUUUCUUUGAAGGGAAACCUACCUUAUGAUCCAGAUCUACUUAAACCGCAAACAGAAUUGCUUCGAUACGUUCUAGAGCAACCAUAUAGCAGAGAUAUGGUUUGUUCGAUGCUUGGUUUGCAAAAACAGCAUAAGCAACGAUGCAUUGUCCUGGAGGAACAACUGGUAGAGCUAGUCAUUUGCGCGAUGGAACGAGCCGAAAAUGAAACUUUGCCGGCUGAAGGAACGGACGGGACAGUCGCUAAUCACUGGGUGUGGUUACACUUAUCUUCUCAGCUCAUCUACUUCAUCCUCUUUCAAUUCGCGUUUCCGAGCAUUGUCAUGGCGAUACAUGAUAAAUUGGCAGGCCGAGACUUGAGAAAGGAGGAUCAUCUUAUGUGGGUCCUCCUGCAAUUCAUUUCCGGCAGCAUCCAACGUAAUCCAUUGUCGAACUUCUUGCCUGUACUGAAAUUGUACGAUCUUCUGUAUCCGGAGAAGGAAUCCUUACCCGUCCCGGAUUAUACCCAGGCACUGUGCACCCACCAGAUGGCCAUCACGUGCAUAUGGAUACACCUGCUGAAGAAGGCUCAGUCCGAACCGGUCUCCAACAUUCACAGACCUAUACCGCACACGUUGAAGGUCCAUCACGAGUUCUUGCAGCAUCUAGUUAUGCCGAACACGUCUCUUUGCAUGGGCUCGGACUAUCGCAUUGCGCUCUUGUGCAACGCUUAUUCGACGAAUCAAGAAUACUUCAGCAGACCGAUGGCGGCGCUGGUGGAUACCAUUCUCGGUACGCAGAAGAAUCAGCAGCAGCAGCCUAUGCAGACCUUGCAGAACAACGCGGCGCUGGCAAAUGGACCUACAACGCCGCUCUCGAUGUCUAUCCUGGACUCGCUGACGGUGCACUCCAAGAUGAGUCUGAUUCACAGUAUCGUCACCCACGUGAUCAAGCUGGCACAAUCCAAGAGCAACAUGGCGUUGGCCCCGGCCCUGGUCGAGACCUACAGCAGACUACUGGUUUACACAGAGAUCGAAAGUCUCGGUAUCAAGGGAUUCAUCAGUCAGUUACUGCCCACGGUCUUCAAAUCGCAAUCCUGGGGUACGCUGUACACCUUGCUGGAGAUGUUCAGCUACAGAAUGCAUCACAUCCAGCCGCAUUACAGGGUCCAAUUGUUGUCGCACCUUCACAGUCUGGCGGCGGUACCGCAGACCAACCAAACGCAACUUCAUUUGUGUGUCGAAAGCACGGCUUUGCGACUCAUAACCGGUCUAGGUUCGGCGGAAGUUCAGCCGCAACUAUCUAGAUUUUUGUCGGAGCCGAAGACGCUCGUGUCCGCGGAAUCGGAGGAACUCAAUCGGGCGUUGGUGUUGACCCUGGCGCGUUCCAUGCACGUGACCGGCACAGGCGUGGACAGUCUCAGCGGCACCUGGUGCAAGGAGCUGUUGAACACCAUCAUGCAAAACACGCCGCAUUCCUGGGCGAAUCACACCCUGCAGUGCUUCCCGCCUGUGCUGAGCGAGUUCUUCCAGCAGAACAGCAUAGCGAAGGAGAACAAGCAGCAGAUCAACAAGGCGGUCGAGGAAGAGUACAGAAACUGGUCGUCCAUGAGCAACGAGAACGACAUCAUCGCGCACUUUUCUGCCGGGACGCCGCCGUUGUUUCUCUGCGUCCUGUGGAAGAUGAUCCUAAAGACCGACUGCAUCAGUCCCAUCGCAUACAAGAUCCUCGAGCGAAUUGGCGCCAGAGCUCUGUCGGCCCACCUCAGAAAGUUUUGUGAUUACUUGGUGUUUGAGUUCGCGAACAGCGUCGCAGGUCAGCACGUCAACAAGUGCGUCGACAGCAUCAACGACAUGAUCUGGAAAUACAACAUAGUCACCAUCGACAGGCUGAUACUCUGUCUGGCGCUACGAACCCAGGAAGGCAAUGAGGCGCAAGUGUGUUUCUUCAUCAUACAAUUGUUGCUAUUGAAGGCGGCCGAGUUUAGAAACCGACUGCAGGAGUUCGUCAAGGAGAAUUCGCCGGAGCAUUGGAAACAAUCCAAUUGGCACGAGAAGCAUCUCGCCUUUCACAAAAAAUUCCCGGAGAAGUUCGCGCCUGAAGGUAUCAUGGAGCAAACCAGUGGCGGGCCUAAUCAAUACCAAAGUCUACCCGUGUACUUUGGAAAUGUGUGUCUCCGUUUCUUACCAGUUUUCGAUAUAGUAGUGCAUCGUUAUCUAGAGAUACCACCUGUUAUCAAGAGUUUGGAGAUUCUGCUGGAACAUUUGGGCUGUCUGUACAAAUUUCAUGAUCGGCCGGUAACGUAUCUUUACAACACAUUGCAUUAUUACGAAAGAAAAUUGCGGGAUCGACCGUUGCUGAAACGUCGAUUGGUGUCCGCCGUUUUAGGAUCGUUGCGCGAGAUCAGAGCACCCGGAUGGGCUUCCGAGGCUUAUCAGAAAUAUAUGACGCGCGCAUACGACGACGCGGUGCAAUGGAUACCAGAAUUAGAUUAUUACAUUCGCCUUGUACAAAGGAUUGUGGAAACAAUGUCUGGCACGGCUCAUUUUCCUGCUACUGAUUGGAGAUUCAACGAAUUUCCAAAUCCAGCUGCACACGUAUAUGUGACCUGUGUAGAAUUGAUGGCUCUUCCGGUUGCUGCAAAUUUAGUAGCUAAUUCUUUACUGGACGUUGUCGCUAAAGGAUAUACCGUUGUGCCAUCAGAUGAGAUACAUUUGUGGAUAAAUUGCAUCGGUUUGCUGUUAGCAGCACUGCCAGAAUGUUAUUGGUCAGCAUUGCAUGAUCGUUUAGUGGAGACUAUCAGCAGUCCCGGUUUGGUUAAUUGGCAAUACAACAACCUGACGCCAUUUCAAAUGUUCAAUUUCAACACUACACAUAACAGCUUACUAGAAAAUAAAUACAGUUACAUGCUCGCAUUGGCACAUUCAGUAUGGCAUCAUGCAGGCGUAGGACAGAUCACCACGAUGCCUCAAUUUAUCAAAGAGAAACUGCAGCCAGUUGUGACUAGCGAAGAACAAUUAAUUUAUGCUUGCCAUUUGAUUGGACCUACAUUAGCAAGAUUUAAUGCCGAACGGCCACAUUGUGUAGUUGAACUCACCGUUUCUCUGUACGAGAUGUUGGAACGAGUCGACCAUACUCAAAAACAUUUGAAUUAUAUGGAUCCAAUUUGUGAUUUAUUAUAUCACAUCAAGUACAUGUUUGUUGGUGAUAUGAUGAAGAACGAAGUGGAAUGUAUAAUACGAAGACUUAGGCCUGCAUUGCAGAUGAGGCUGCGUUUCAUUACUCACAUAAAUAUAGAGAAAAUUCAUACAUCUUGAGACACAAUUGUUCCCACAACAACGGGAAUAACGUCGUGACGUGUUUAAUUGAUUUUCCAGAUUGAAUAUAUCAAUCCGGUCAUUCCAAAGUAGAAUUAUAUUAAUGCGAAAUAUAAAAUAAGUAUAAGAAAUGUAUAUUAUUUUAUGAAAUCUUGAUAUAUAAUCGAUUGUGUACGCAAAAAAAUAAAAUGUGUGCUUGACUAUUAA